AUGUCUGAAUUAGUGACAGAGCCAUACUCCCUAUUCUUGGGUCUGGACUAUGGUGUGGACAUGAGCAGAGCUUUCGAACCCAAGCCUGGCAGGGACCUUAUCACAGUCAUUCCGCUAAUCAGUGACGAAGUUUCGGGCACGCUUUAUGACCUGAGCGGGUUCGCCGCUAUGAGAUCAUUCGAUCUCGAGGAGUACUCUUCUGUCCUCGGCAACAUUCCAUCAGCGGCCUCGGAGUCUUUCGCCAAGUUACCCUUGGAGGUCCUUACUCUGAUUGCCUCGUUCCUCGACACAAAGUCCAUUUUCCAGCUCAUGACAACUUCACCCAUGGUCUUCUCAGCCGUCAUGCACAAUCGACCUUUCUGGAGGUGCCACCUCAAAGACUGGUAUCGAUGGUACUUCGAGUGGCAGAAACUUCUUCAGGAAGACACCGAGCCCUGCGUCCAGAGAGCAGACUUGAUGCAAGUCGCCUUCAACCUCAGCAGACCAGAGCGGUCCGAUCUGAUUUCAGACGACGUAUUUGGGGGAUUUGCGAUCGGCUUGCCCAGCGUUAUGCGUUACGGCACCGGCUGGAACAUCGGUACUUGGCGAAACGCUCAGAAUCAGCGGCUUAGGGCCUGUUCGGUGCAAUCAACUUGGCACGAUAUAAAAUCGACAGACCGGUGCAAGAUUAUAUAUGAAGAAUGCAUAUUGGAAAAAGUACGGAAAGGCGUUCUCGUCGCCCACUUUCACCCCCAGAUUCUUAGCCAUAUGAUGCGACGCAUUGACGCCGGCAACAUCACCGUGGGCCGGACGGGGUAG
Molecule: messenger RNA, 798 nt
Organism: Colletotrichum spaethianum
Lineage: Eukaryota; Fungi; Ascomycota; Sordariomycetes; Glomerellales; Glomerellaceae
Exons: 2
Coding region: 1-798 (265 amino acids)
Molecular function (GO): protein binding
Source: RefSeq, a predicted model, not a curated record